AUGCCCGACACAGAAGUUUUGGAAGCAAGCGGCGUGAGCAUAAAAAUACCUCCGUUUUGGUUUGACAAACCUGAAAUAUGGUUUUACCAGGUCGAAGCUCAGUUCAAGAUUUGCAGGAUUACAUCGGAAGAGACUAUGUUUAGCCAUCUCGUCGCCCAAUUGGAGCCAAAAGUUCUAGAUGAUAUUUGGGACAUUGUGAAAGAUCCUUCCCCGAACAAAUAUACGGCGGCAAAGGAACGAAAAAUGCGUGCUCUUGCUGGUACGGACGUUUCGGAGAAAGCGUUGCGCACCCUGUGGCUGGAUAAGAUGCCUGAUUCAGUCAAGGGUGUUAUCAUCGUCAGUGAAGAGAAGCUCGAUAAAUUAGCUACUAUGGCCGACAAGAUCGUAGAGAUGGCACCGAGAACAACAGAUGUUGCAGCGGUGCAGAAGGAGUCACCAGGAGUAGACCAACUCCUGGCUAAAAUCGCGGCACUUGAAGGCCAAAUUGCCUCAAUGAGGUUACAGCAAAAGUCCCGGAACCGUAGCCCUCAUCACCAUCAGAGGAGUAGAAGUCGCAGCAAAUCGAGGCGCCGCUACAACCCACAAGGGAAAUUCUGCUUCUACCAUUUCAAAUUCGGGAAGAAGUGCCUCCCUGGCAAAUGUGUACAGCCGUGCAGUUGGGAUGAGUCGGGAAACCAGUCCCAGCAGUAG
Messenger RNA from Argiope bruennichi, 690 nucleotides. RefSeq lists its product as uncharacterized. The record is from RefSeq and is a predicted model, not a curated record. Lineage: Eukaryota; Metazoa; Arthropoda; Arachnida; Araneae; Araneidae. The transcript has 2 exons. Bases 1 to 690 code for a protein of 229 amino acids.